This is a messenger RNA of Sphaerodactylus townsendi, 5639 nucleotides long. It is a transcript of the gene CIAO3, whose product is annotated as cytosolic iron-sulfur assembly component 3. The transcript is spliced from 17 exons. Bases 3573 to 4949 code for a protein of 458 amino acids. The record is from RefSeq and is a predicted model, not a curated record. Gene Ontology annotation, molecular function: 4 iron, 4 sulfur cluster binding. Gene Ontology annotation, cellular component: cytosolic [4Fe-4S] assembly targeting complex. Gene Ontology annotation, biological process: iron-sulfur cluster assembly. NCBI's taxonomy places the organism in Eukaryota, Metazoa, Chordata, Lepidosauria, Squamata, Sphaerodactylidae.
GUUAGGGGGAAGACAGAGAGAAGGCGAGCAGGGCAGACUCUUGGCAGAAAACCGGAAGCAUUCCAGACAAAUAGUGAUCAUUCUCCAAACAGCAGAGGCGAGGGCUGUAAAAACACGGGUCCUUCCUCUUUUCCCCUCCUUCCCCUUGUAAACUCAAGAGGUUUUUUCACCUCCUCUCGAUCCCCCCCCCUCACUCUGUUGAAGGAAGUAUUGCAGACCAAGCCCCCUCCCCAUGAUGUAGGUGGAAAGCAAAAGACACGGGGAAAUCCAAGAGAAGAGAUGCUCAGUGCCUGCAGACAGCGAAAAGGAGUUCUUGCCAGUCGCUUCCGUGCAGGCCUUAGUCUGCUGAAGUAGUCAAUUACACCGUCAACAUGAAGCUAAUGGCAAGUCCCUGAUUCCACUCCGCAACAUCAAAGGAGGGUAGACAAGAAAGAGGAAAGAUUAAUAGAAACUCCAGAGUCACCCCCCAUCUAGUCCCAAAAUUGUCCCUUGUAAUUAAUUUAAAAAAAAUACAAGUGGGGGUGAGAGGAGGAGAUACAGGGAUUCAGGAAUGAAUACAGAAAAGGUGUCCAAAACUGGACAGGAAUUCAGGAAUGAAUAUAGAAAAGGGCUCCAAAACUGAACAGGAAUUCAGGAAUGAAUGUAGAAAAGGGCUCCAAAACUGGACAGGAAUUCAGGAAUGAAUGUAGAAAAGGGCUCCAAAACUGGACAGGAAUUCAGGAAUGAAUGUAGAAAAGGGCUCCAGAACUGGACAGGAAUUCAGGAAUGAAUGUAGAAAAGGGCUCCAAAACUGGACAGGAAUCUAGGAAUGAAUGUAGAAAAGGGCUCCAAAACUGGACAGGAAUUCAGGAAUGAAUGUAGAAAAGGGCUCCAGAACUGGACAGGAAUUCAGGAAUGAAUGUAGAAAAGGGCUCCAAAACUGGACAGGAAUUCAGGAAUGAAUGUAGAAAAGGGCUCCAAAACUGGACAGGAAUUCAGGAAUGAAUGUAGAAAAGGGCUCCAAAACUGGACAGGAAUUCAGGAAUGAAUGUAGAAAAGGGCUCCAAAACUGGACAGGAAUUCAGGAAUGAAUAUAGAAAAGGGCUUCAAAACUGGACAGGAAUUCAGGAAUGAAUUUAGAAAAGGGCUCCAAAACUGGGCAGGAAUUCAGGAAUGAAUGUAGAAAAGGGCUCCAAAACUGGGCAGGAAUUCAGGAAUGAAUAUUCAAUAUCCAAACUGUGUCAUGUCAAGGUUCAAGAGAGCAUCCCACCCCACAGGAGGAUUCUUGGAAGACAGGCAAGGACGUUCUAUAAGCACAGCUGUGAACCUCUGGCUGUUCUUCACAAGCAACCAGUGAGGUACGAGGCAAGAAGAAUUCAGCCGAAUGAACAUCUUGGGUUUUUAAAAAGCCAAAGCCAGACUUCCAGUCCUCAGGAUUGCAAAGAAAUGUUCAAAAAUGCACAGAAAUGGUGUUUGAUAAACCUUUUUAUUUAUUUUGAUUGCUGACAUUUCGGGUCUACGACUGGAAUGAACGAACGAACGAACGAACGAAUGAACUUUAUAAGAAAGGGAGAGAAAGACAGAAACUUCAGAGGAAGGGGCUUAAGAUCUGGACUGUGGAGAUUCAGUUCUGAGCUGAACAACCCACCCUGUUGGUCCAGUCGCAAGCCCUCCACCAAACUCCCUUACAGGGUUGUUGUGGGGAUGAAAUGCAACCACCCCAUCCUUGGAAGAAGAGUAAAACAAAAACAUAGCAAUUUGGAAGGAAUGGAAUUCCCUGGGCAGUCUCUGUGAUGGCCCUUUGAGGGCACCAAGAUGGCGCUGGAAAUGUGAGAUCCAGUCACUAGUCCAAAGCCUUGGAAUCGGCAGGGAAGGAUCUUCAGCUGGAACGUGAAGCUUGAUUCGACGAUCCCAUUAGAGGAUGCUGUGUCGUUGCCUCCUGUGGAAACCCUGUUCCCCGUGGAGGAUUCUGGUCCAUAUUUUGAAGUAGCUGAUCAACUGGAUACAGAACUGUAUACGGCGUUAGCAUUUCGUAAGUCAACAGGUUGUGUCUAAAGGGCAUUAAAAUGCCUUAGAAGCAGCAACCGAACGAGAAAAGGCCGAAGCCAAUUGAAUGAUGAACGUACAGAUUCGAAAAAGAAAUGAAAACCGCUGGACUGGCUGUUCCCCCUCUUGUUUGUCAAGCAAUGUUCACAUUGAUUGCGCUAUAUAAAUACACUUUGGAAAUGUACAUUUUCUCCCUGUGAAGUUCAGCAGAGCUGAACACUGAACUGGAACAUACUUUAAAAAGCUCUUUAACAACAGUUUGUUCGUUACCCAAAUUUACCAACGGUUUGUUUGUUACCCCCCCCCCCCAAAAAAAAUUUGCUACUUUUGGAUGUGUUUGUUUCUCUGGACUUUCUUUAUAUUUACAUGUAGAUUGUGUGUCUCUGACACAUGGAUUUUCUAAGUGUUGAUGAUAUACCUGCCAAUCACAGCCAUAAACCUUUUCAAUAGCCUUUCGAGAACCUGGUUGUUGGAAAAAAAAGUAUGAAAUGAUCUGUGUGCAUUAUUGUGGCUGCAUGGAUUUCCCAUCUGGAUGUCUAUUCUCCAUGAAAAUCCAUCUGUGCUAGCCGAGAAUUAGCCUGUUUCAACAAUCCCAUUGUGGAAUCUCAGAGUUUUCUAAUGCACAUUAACAUUUAAUAAGUGUUGUCUGGUGGAAAACCCAGCGCAAUUUCCCCCCCCCCCCUCAGUUCCCUACAAAUCAGCCAGAGAAACAAAAGGAUGUGAUUCUGAUCUGCAGCUACGUUUGUAAAAGGCCAACGAGAGAGACAGAAGGCAGCAGAAAAAGUCCAACCAACCACCGCCCAAUAAAGUGGGAACCACAGCCAGAGCGAAAGCUGGAGGUAGAAAGAUCGGCAUGCUGAAAACAAAUGCAUGGGGUGGAAAACGAGCCUAGAACUCUCCUCAACUAGUUGUCAUGUGAUUUGCUUCGGGGAGAAUUCACAGUGGGUCCUCCAGCAGUCUGAAGGCAGACACGGCUUAUCGUCCCCAUGAAGACUACCUUAUGGCGGCCGUGUACAACUGUUGACCCCCGAGGGCGAAAAGGAUCCCAGGAGAGCUACUCACAGAGGCCUGGAAGUGAACACCACCUCUCCGUUAUUUUUGGAGUUGUACAGGGAGCAAAGAGAGUCCCCAACCUCCCCAAGCCGAGCAAAUUUCUACCACUCCCUUAGGAGAACCACAGUGGGAAAUGCGCACCCCAUGGGGAUAUGCCGAACAAUUGGUUUGGGGAAAGCUAUGUUCCUUUUAAAGUGGAGAUGGGGCCGCUGCAAAAAGCAUUUGUAAUUGUGUGAAAGAGCAGGGCAGUCAUGUAAAUGGACACAUCCUAAUUCACGUGGGUAUCUUCAGAUUAUUGAAAAAUUGUGUCUGGCCGUCAGGAACUGCGCUGAACUGCAUUGCCACUGCAAAGCGGUCCUGCCUGUUGCGUUUGACAGCCUGAGGUGGCGAUCCAUCUUCUGUCUCUUACUCCAUGAAGCCUCCUGAACGUGGUCGUUCUGUGAUCAUCUCCAGCGUCAGUUGAGCUGUGCAUGUAAGCACUCUGCACAUUCUCAAUGGCACAGGAUUGCAUCAAACCCAUCAAAGUUGAGAAGAAGCCAGGGAAAGCAGCACCCAAGAUCCGUCUUGAAGACGAUGGGAGUUAUUUCCAAGUGAACGAGGACGGAGAAUCGCAGAAGCUUGAAAAAGCCAAAAUUACACUCAAUGACUGUUUGGCGUGUAGCGGCUGCAUAACGUCGGCUGAGAGUGUCUUAAUCACGCAGCAGAGCCACGAGGAGCUCAACAAAGUAUUAAAUGCCAACAAGAGUUCCAGUUCUGCUGGACAGAAGUUGGUGGUGGUCUCUGUGUCUCCCCAGUCCAGAGCCUCGCUGGCUGCCAGAUACAAACUGAGUCCUUUAGACACAGCCAAGAAACUGACGGGGUUCUUCAAACGCUUAGGGGUGCACUUUGUUUUUGACACAACCUUCUCCCGGAACUUCAGCCUGCUGGAGAGCCAGCGAGAGUUUGUGCGGCGCUUCCGGAGGCGAGCUGAGGAUGACCGGGCGCUGCCUAUGUUAGCUGCUGCUUGCCCAGGGUGGAUCUGCUACGCUGAGAAAACCCACGGGAGCUUCAUCAUCCCUUCCAUCAGCACGGCCAGGUCGCCCCAGCAGGUGAUGGGCUACCUGGUCAAGGGCUGCUUCGCCCAACGGCAGGACGUGAGGCCUGAUGAGAUCUACCACGUGGCCGUGAUGCCCUGUUAUGACAAGAAGCUGGAAGCUUCCCGGCCGGAUUUCUUUAUCCAGGAGCACCAAACCCGGGAGGUCGACUGUGUUAUCACAACAGGAGAAGUGGUGAAGCUGCUGGACCAAGAAGGUGUUUCCCUUCCCGACGUAGAGGCUGCUCCUCUGGAUGGGAUAUUCAGCCACCCUUCGGAAGAACGGCUCCUGAGCCACGCCGGAGGUGGUUCUGGGGGCUACCUGGAGCACAUCUUCAAGCACGCAGCCAUGGAGCUCUUUGGGAUUCAAGUGGACCACGUGGAGUAUAAGCCCCUGAGGAACAAAGACUUCCAGGAGGUGACUCUGGAGAAGGAUGGGGAGAUCUUGCUGCGCUUCGCCCUGGCCUAUGGGUUCCGGAACAUCCAGAACCUGGUGCAGAAACUGAAGCGACGGAAAUGUCCUUAUCACUACGUGGAGGUCAUGGCCUGCCCCUCAGGGUGUCUGAACGGAGGGGGCCAACUGCGAGCGGACGGCGAAGGGAGCAAAGAUCUGCUGCUCGAGGUGGAGAGGCUGUAUGACUUGGCGGAGGCAGAGAAGCCAGAGACAAACAAGGACGUGAACCGAGCCUAUGAAGAGUGGCUGGGGGGGCCUGAGUCGGAGCAGGCACGCCGAGCCCUCCACACGCAGUACCGUCCCGUGGAGAAGGCCGGCGUUGCCAUGUUGAAUAUCAAGUGGUGACCGGAGGGGGUAGAGGAGUGCUGUGGCCGUGGCCAAAGUGAGCUUUAGGCUCUGUCUCCAGUCUGACAUGGUCGUGGGUUGUGAAACUGAAUGAACUGGAGAGCUUCCCUGUAGAUAUGGCACCGCUUCGUCCUUGCCACGGGAAGGCUGGUGUUUGUGUCUGGCUGGAGCUGCCCCUGUCAGGAGUCCUCCUUCUAAGGCAGGGGUCGGUGCCUGUGUCAGAGGAGAUAGCCACUGUUCCCCAUGGAGUAGGAAUGUGAGGGCCCCCUUGGCUUGCUGUGUCCCUUGAGGAAGGUCAGCUGCCAGCGCAAACGAGGCCUGGGAGGACCCCCUCUUCCAAGCGGCAGUCCUCAAUAGUGGGGAGGUCUGAUGUGGUCCCCCCAUCUGUGCUGGGGCAGCUGCCUUUGCUCCUUGGGGGCAGUUAUCUUUGGUCAAGGUCUGAUGUUCCCCAGGAGAGGGAAUGUGUCCUGCUAAAGUAUAGAGGCACUGGUGAGCAGCAUGGGUAAGGGAGGAUGUAGAAGUCUGGGGCAGUUGGGGGGUCCACCUUGCCAUGUUCCUGUUGCACCUGUAUGUGUCAUGCCACUUUCACGACUGUUCCUGCUGUUCUUCUGGCCCCCAUGGCGUGCUGUGGGCCCCACUGAUGGUCUGUCUGCCCCUUAUUCUUUAUAAAGGAAUAUCUGAAGUGCAAAA